Hemiscyllium ocellatum (epaulette shark) is the source of this 2541-nucleotide messenger RNA. It is a transcript of the gene kcnq3, whose product is annotated as potassium voltage-gated channel, KQT-like subfamily, member 3. Gene Ontology annotation, cellular component: membrane. Lineage: Eukaryota; Metazoa; Chordata; Chondrichthyes; Orectolobiformes; Hemiscylliidae. The record is from RefSeq and is a predicted model, not a curated record. Gene Ontology annotation, molecular function: voltage-gated potassium channel activity. The coding region runs from base 1 to 2541 and encodes 846 amino acids. The transcript is spliced from 15 exons. Gene Ontology annotation, biological process: transmembrane transport; potassium ion transport.
AUGGGGCUCAAGUCCAGGGAUGGUGAUGGCUCGGGCGAAGGCAAGAAGCUGCGGGUGGGUUUCGCCCCCGAGCCCGAGCCCGGGGUGGUCGGACUCGGACUGAACUCCGGCGCAGACCGUGACGGUGCUCUGUUGCUGGAAGGACGGAGCAAAGAGGACAGCAAACCGGGACCGAAGGAAGGGCUGAGCCUCCUGACCAAGCCUCUGAGCUACAAUCAACCGAACAGAAGGAAAGCCACCUACAGAAAACUGCAGAACUUUAUUUAUGAUGCGCUGGAGAGACCCGGAGGAUGGGCACUGGUCUAUCACGCCUUCGUAUUUUUGUUAGUCCUUGGGUGCUUAAUCCUGGCCAUUUUGUCAACAUUUUCCGAAUUUGAGGCUCUCUCACAAAAAUGGCUCCUGACACUGGAAGCUGUUACCAUCAUUGUGUUUGGAUUAGAGUUUGCUCUAAGGGUCUGGGCAGCUGGCUGCUGUUGUCGAUUCAGAGGAUGGAGAGGUCGCCUGAAGUUUAUCAGAAAGCCCUUGUGUAUCCUAGACAUCAUCGUCUUGAUCGGCUCUGUGGUGAUUGUUGCUGUGGGGACACUGCAGAACAUAGUAGCAACAUCAUUGCGAAGCUUACGUUUUCUCCAAAUACUGCGCAUGUUGCGAAUGGACCGGAGAGGAGGCACAUGGAAACUUUUAGGAUCAGCUAUUUGUUCCCACAGCAAGGAACUCAUCACUGCCUGGUACAUUGGAUUUCUGUCACUCAUUCUGGCCUCGUUUUUGGUUUACCUGGUUGAAAAAGAUGAUAAUGAUGCCAGAAACAGUACACAGGACUUCAAUACCUAUGCAGAUGCACUGUGGUGGGGUUUGAUUACGUUGACUACAAUCGGUUAUGGUGACAAGACACCGAAGACUUGGGCAGGUCGUCUUUUAGCAGCAAUGUUUGCUCUUGUAGGAGUGUCGUUUUUUGCUUUGCCAGCUGGCAUUCUUGGCUCUGGGCUGGCUCUUAAAGUUCAGGAGCAGCAUCGUCAAAAGCAUUUCGAGAAAAGAAGAAAUCCUGCAGCAAGCUUGAUUCAGGCUGCGUGGAGAUUUUAUGCCACAAAUCUCAACAGGAAUGAUCUCAUUGCCACAUGGAGAUAUUACGAAAGUGUCAUCACAAUUCCUUUCUUCAGAAAAGAUCAAGGGGAUGAAGCUACCAGUCAGAAGCUGAGCCUUUUUGAACGUGUUCGUAGUGCUGGACCCAGAGGUGGCACUGUUAAAAGCAGGCUUUUUACACCUCAAACUACAGACGGAGUGGAGGAUAGUCCCUCAAAGGAUCAGAAGAGUUUAGGUUUCAGUGACCUUCGAGCUGCAGUUCGCAUUAAAGCCUUUGGCUUCAGACAGAGCUCAGAAGAUGCUGCUGCUGAGGUGGACCAAGAGCCUGAGGACAAGGGUUACCAAGCUGAACUCUUGGAAGAUUUGAUCCCUACAUUGAAAACCGUCAUUAGGGCUACAAGUAUCAUGACAUUUUUUCUCAACAAAAAAAAGUUCAAGGAGACUUUACGACCUUAUGAUGUGAAAGAUGUUAUUGAGCAGUACUCAGCAGGACAUUUAGACAUGCUUUCAAGAAUCAAGUACCUCCAGUCAAGAAUUGAUAUGAUUCUUGCACCUGCAGCCCCAUCAACUCCCAAGCAGAAAAAAUCAAACUCAAAAGGAGGCUUUGUAUACCCUUUACAACAAUCACCUAAAAUUGAUCCUGAUGUCGCCAAAGCUUCUGAUCCGGAGGCUGAAGACCAAAGCAUGAUGGGAAGAUUUGUCAAGGUUGAAAGACAGGUGGAAGGAAUGGAGAAAAAGAUUGACUUUCUUGUGGAUAUGCAUAUUCAACAUAUGAAUACCCAACAGUCCGCAUCAACUGGCUACUAUUCAAUAAGAGGGGCAGGGACAUCAGUUCAGCAAAGUCCAGUUGAGGAUAAGGUGGAAGACAAAUACUCAGAGAUUAAAAGAGUCAUCUCAAACUAUCCUGAUGCCUGCACAUAUAUGGCUCCUCAAAAUUGUUAUCAAGUCCAAGUUUCUUCUGUUGCUCCAUUUAGUUUCUUCAGACAGAGUCCAGGAAGUACAAAAUUUUCAACUUUAGCUGCUGACUUAUCAAGAUUUCCUCCACCUCCUGCUCCAUCUUACACUGAAAGACCAACAGUUUUGCCAAUAAGCUCGCUGACAGACAGUGAUGGUAACGUAUGUCCCAGCUAUCAAGGAGCAGAGCGAGCAAGUCCUUUUUCUGACAAAUUAUCACAGAGGCAUGGGAGAAGCACAAGAGACAGCGAUACUCCGAUUUCUCUCCUUUCAGUGAACCAUGAGGAACUAGAGUGUUCCCCCAGUGGAUUCAGCAUCUCCCAAUCAAAGGAUGACUUGACUUUUGGUAUUUAUGGUGGAGGUAGUUGGCCAAAAUCAAAACUUCAUUUAGCAGAGGGUGAGACUGACACAGAUACCGAUCCUUACACACCAUGUGGUUCUGCACCUCUGUCAUCAACAGGGGAGGGACUUCCUGACAACAUAUGGCCUACAACAAAUAAACCAACUUAG